Gopherus flavomarginatus (Mexican gopher tortoise) is the source of this 3281-nucleotide messenger RNA. Its product is annotated as suppressor of tumorigenicity 14 protein-like. The record is from RefSeq and is a predicted model, not a curated record. Bases 90 to 2135 code for a protein of 681 amino acids. The transcript is spliced from 17 exons. Lineage: Eukaryota; Metazoa; Chordata; Testudines; Testudinidae. Gene Ontology annotation, molecular function: serine-type endopeptidase activity; protein binding. Gene Ontology annotation, biological process: proteolysis.
AGAGAGGCAAUAGGAAAAAGUGCACCUUAUUCAAGUUCCUUUCAGGAUUUUGUUGUUUAGAAUUGUCAGAAGCAAGUCUUUGAAGCAUAAUGAUGCAGACUUUCCCCUCCAAACAGAUCCCUGUGGUAUACAGCAUACCAGCUCCCAAUGAUCCUGAAUAUGGAUCUGGACAGAGUCCUAAUCUUCACCAUCUCCAGUCUCCUCAAGAAGAAAUCUCAUAUGUGCAGCAUUCUUUCUUCAAACAGAUGAAUUUGCAUUUCUGGAGAAGAUGGCUUCUAGGAAUGUUACCUCUGAUUUCCUUAACAGUCACUGUACUCGUGUUGGUCCUGUACUAUUCAUUAUCUCCAGCGUUCUCCUUUAUCUAUAUUGGUGGAAGUGUAGAAAUACCUAACUUGACCUAUACCAGUGACCUCACUGAUCCAAAGUCACAGAAAUUUAUAAUGGAAGCAGAAGCAAUCCAGAGCUAUUUUGCAGAACUAUAUGAGUCUUCUACAUUAGGGAAAUAUUACUUGAAAUCUGUUGUUGCUGCAUUUAGCGAAGGAGAAGAUAGUCUCCGAGCUUACUACUGGAAUAAAUUCUGGGCACCGCAAGAGAUAGUGCACUCUUUCAAAAAACUAACCUCACUAAAACAUAAGAAAAUAAUCCGUAAACAUGCACUUCAGACUACUAAUUCUUCUGCUGAAUCCUUUCCCGUGGAAGAGGAUUUUGAUCUCUUAACAAUGGAGCUUUUUGUUUCAGAUUCUUCAGACUAUGAUGUGACACUGAAGUCAGCAGUAUCCUUCGACCUGUAUGCAAAGCCAGGUAACAACAGGACUUUAACUUUGAUGAAUCCCAAGAAAUCUUUUUAUCAGUGGAGGCUGCGUGUUCCUUCUAACUAUAUUGUGAAACUUGUAGUCCUUACUCUGCAUGGUGUCACUCCAGGGAGCUGUGCAUCACACAGAUUAUCUGCAUAUGAUUUUCUUCUUCCUCUUCAGAACAAGAUCAUUACAAGGUGGUGUGGAGUACCAGGGGCCUGGAGUCCUCCUAUCAUACGGUUAACUUCAUCAAGUAAUGUUAUGCUGGUCACCUUCUCGCUGGACAGAAGAAAUGAGAGUAACAUGCUAAAAGCAUACUUCCAAGCUGUUCCUAAAGUUGUCUGUGGUGGGCAUUACAUCUCUUGGAAUGGGACAGUGAGCUCCCCUUAUUAUCCAAGCUACUAUCCACCAAAUAUUGACUGCAGCUGGCUACUCAGAGCACCUCUACCUGGAUAUAAGUUGUCGCUAAAAAUCCUUGUCAUACAAAUUCAAGAGAAGUCUCCAGGGUCCAAUAAAUGUGAUAAGGACUGGUUAGAAAUUGAUGGAGUUAGAUAUUGUAAAACUAUUGCUGAAAGCAGCAGAAACAAGGAAUAUGGCUAUUCAGUUGCAAUUAAUUUCCAUUCAGAUGAACUGGUCACACACAGAGGGUUUUAUAUUGAAUAUAAAGCUUUCAGUCACAUGGACCCAUGUCCUAGACAAUUUAAAUGUACAGACAGAACAUGCAUUCCUUUAAACAACCAAUGUGAUGGAUGGAAAGACUGCUCAGAUGGCAGUGAUGAAUUAGACUGUGGCUGUAGUCCAGAGGAGUCUAACUGUGGCGAUGGGAAGUGUAAACACCAUUCAAAGACAUGCAAAGGGGACGACAGUUGCGGAGAGGAUAGUGAUGAAAAUGAUUGCCCCUAUAAAAGUUGUUCCUCAUAUGCAUAUAAAUGCCUGAAUGGAAAAUGCCCCACAAAACCAAACCCAGAAUGUGAUGGAAUAAGAGACUGUGGAGAUGGCUCUGAUGAAAUGAAUUGUGCUUGUGGAAGAAUCCAGUUAAAAAAAACUAGAAUUGUUGGAGGUGAAGAUGCAAGAUCUGGAAAGUGGCCUUGGCAAGCAAGCUUGCAGAUGGGAAUGCAUGGCCAUAUCUGUGGUGCAUCUGUUGUUUCAAAUAGGUGGCUGUUAUCUGCUGCCCAUUGUUUUCUGGACUCUGAUUCUAUAAGAUACUCUGUGCCUUCUGGCUGGAAAGCGUAUAUGGGCAUAAGGAUCAUUAGUAAAAACAGCAAUCAUGUAGCUAUGAGAUCAAUCAAAAGGAUUAUUGUCCAUCCACGGUUACCUUGCCAAAACACUGCAAGAAGCUAAAGUGAAAAUAAUUAAUCAAAGUAUUUGCAACAAGCUAUAUGAUGAUCUCAUUACAUCUCGAAUGCUGUGUGCUGGAAAUCUUAACGGUGGCAUUGAUGCAUGCCAGGUAAAAGUGAAAACUGUAGGAAAACUACCAUUAUUUAUUUCCUUUGUAUAUCAGGAAUGUUUGGUUUUAAUGCAGUGAUGGAGCACAGUGUUUUGGAAAUGUGGUUAAUUAGUAACAUGACAUCAGGGAGGUAAGUUGGACAGGCAAUACUUGCAUCCUUCGAAACAUGGGUGGCAGAUGAAUCACGGGCUCAGGAAGGCUAGCUCCUGGCCUGGCCUGCCCCUUCUGCCCAAGGCUCUGCCCCUCCUGCCGAAGCCCAGAGCCCUCCCCAGCUCCAGGCCACCCAAGCAUGUCCCCUUCCCCCAGUGUGCUGGGCAGGCAGUGCAGGCUGGCCCCCAUUAGCCCCAGUCCUACUCUUGGGAACUAGCCAUGAGGAGAAGAGCAUGGAGAAGCAGAAACGGGCCUGGGGUGGAGCAUGGAUGGGGCCAUGCAAGGCUGAGGAGGCUCAGCCUUCUCCUGCCUUUGAUACCUACUGCCCAUGCUGCCUUUCAAAACAAUAGGUAAGAUCCAGUGUGUUGAGAUUGUUCUGCCACUGGUUUUGGAUGAACAGGGAUAUAGGGAUGAAGGAGUUUGAGUUAGGGUUGUUUGUGGAAUCUCAGUGAUGAAUUUCUUAUUCUUGAACUCAUGGGCUAGUCAAGGUGGAAUUCCCUCUUUUCAUCUCUUUGUACUGCUCUAUAACCAGCUGCUUGUUCAAUGGGAUGAUUGGCAGAAGAGAGGUAAGUCACCAUUCAUCUUCUUCUCUUCUCCUUUGCAUCCCCUUGUUGUUGCCAUUGUGUUCUAUUUGGGUCUGGCAGAAUUAAAUUUUCAUUUUUUAAAAUAAUUUUGAUGGAUUAUAUUGAUGUUUGUUUUAAGCAUUUUUUAUUUUUUAUACACUUAGGGACAUUAUGGAGGGAGAGUGUCGGACAAUAAUUGUGCAAUAACAGUAGAUACUGAGAUUCAAAAAGUUAAAACUUUCUAAUAGUUAAACAAAUUGUCAGCAUCACACAUCAAAACACACAAAGUAAAGAUCCUUAAAUCAAACGCUAAUAAAUUCUUAAGCA